AUGGUGUGCACCAGGAAAACCAAAACUUUAGUGUCCACUUGCGUGAUUUUGAGUGGAAUGACUAACAUCGUCUGCCUGCUGUACGUGGGCUGGGUCACCAACUACAUUGCCAGUGUUUAUGUGAAAGUGCAGGAGCCGAUCUCAGAAAAAAAGUUAGAGGAAGACAAAGGGGACACUUUAAGGAUUAUAGAAAGGCUGGACCAUUUGGAAAAUGUCAUCAAGCAGCACAUCCAAGCUGCCCCAGGGAAAGAAGAGGAGGCUGAGGGGAGACCUUUUACUGAGUCNUUUCUCUUUGCUCACUGGGGCCAGGAUCUCAGUCCUGAAAACAGACGUAUCGCACUCAAACAGUUCCAGUAUUACGGCUACAACGCUUACCUGAGCGACCGCUUGCCACUGGACCGGCGCCUGCCUGACCUCAGGCCUAACGGGUGCAGAAACCUUACAUUUCCUGACCGGCUUCCUGAGGUCAGCAUUGUAUUCAUAUUUGUUAAUGAAGCUCUCUCAGUGAUUCUGCGCUCCAUUCAUUCAGCCAUUGACCGGACUCCUGCUCACCUGCUCAAAGAGAUUAUUUUAGUUGAUGAUAACAGUAAUAAUGAAGAACUCAAGGAGAAACUGAACAAGUAUGUUGAUGAAGUGAAUGCCCGUAAGCCUGGUUUCAUCAAGGUGGUUCGACACAGCAAACAAGAGGGGCUGAUUCGAUCUCGAGUUAGUGGAUGGAGAGUAGCCACAGCACCAGUAGUCGCUCUGUUUGAUGCCCAUGUGGAAUUUAAUGUGGGAUGGGCUGAACCAGUGCUUGCUAGGAUAAAAGAAAACAGAAAAAGAGUAAUUUCGCCAUCAUUUGAUAACAUUAAGUAUGAUAAUUUUGAAAUAGAGGAGUAUCCCCUCUCUGCGCAGGGGUUUGACUGGGAGCUGUGGUGCCGAUAUCUGAACCCUCCUAAGUCAUGGUGGAAACUGGAGAACACAACUGCUCCAAUAAGAAGUCCUGCAUUGAUUGGAUGCUUCAUAGUAGAUAGAGAAUAUUUCCAAGAGAUUGGCUUACUGGAUGAAGGCAUGGAAGUAUAUGGGGGAGAGAACGUGGAGCUGGGAAUCAGGGUAUGGCAAUGUGGAGGAAGUGUUGAGGUUCUCCCUUGCUCCAGGAUUGCCCACAUUGAAAGAGCACAUAAACCAUACACAGAAGAUCUCACUGCUCAUGUCCGGAGAAAUGCACUAAGGGUGGCUGAAGUCUGGAUGGAUGAAUUUAAGAGCCAUGUCUAUAUGGCGUGGAACAUACCCCAGGAGGACUCCGGAAUUGAUAUUGGUGAUAUUUCUGAGAGGAAGGCCUUGAGGAAAAAGCUCCAGUGCAAGACCUUUAGGUGGUAUCUUGUCAGCGUGUAUCCAGAAAUGAGAAUGUAUUCAGAUACUGUCGCCUAUGGGGUGCUGCAGAAUUCCCUGAAAAGUGAUUUGUGCCUUGAUCAAGGGCCAGACACGGAGAAUAUUCCAAUCAUGUAUAUCUGCCAUGGAAUGACACCACAGAAUGUUUAUUACACAAGCAAUCAGCAGCUCCAUGUGGGUGUUCUGAGUCCCACUAUCGACGAUGAUGACAACAGAUGCCUGGUGGAUGUGAACAGCAGGCCCAGGCUCAUUGAAUGCAAUUAUGCCAAAGCCAAGAGAAUGAAGCUUUACUGGCAGUUUACUCAGGGAGGUCCAAUCCAGAACCGAAAAUCCAAGCGUUGCCUGGAAUUGCAGGAAAACAAUGAAAAUGAAUUUGGAUUUCAACUCGUCCUUCAGAAAUGCACUGGACAACGUUGGUCUAUAACAAAUGUCCUGAAAAGCUUGUCAUCAUAGCAGACUAAAUUUUUUUACCCAUUUAUUUUGCUACUGUGUAGCAAAUAUUGCAUUGUUGCCUGCUGUACUGUAUUCCUCUCACCCUUCCACCCGCCCUGGUUCCUUCUCUCCUCUUUUUUGUCCUUUUGAUUUUAUUUUGUGAGUGUGUGGAAAUUGGGUUUGUGGGCUGAAAAUAAGACAUUUUUAUUUCACAAUGAUGUUUUCAUGGCAUUUAUAGAGACGUUGAAUGACAGGUGAUGGGUAGGCUAUCCUAAAAUAUUUUACAACUGUAAAUAGGAAAAAAAUGGAGAAUAUUUAUAACUCAAACUUUUAUUGAAUAAAAAAGUCCAAAUGCUA
Messenger RNA from Charadrius vociferus (killdeer), 2160 nucleotides. It is a transcript of the gene GALNT18, whose product is annotated as polypeptide N-acetylgalactosaminyltransferase 18. The transcript is spliced from 14 exons. Gene Ontology annotation, cellular component: Golgi apparatus. NCBI's taxonomy places the organism in Eukaryota, Metazoa, Chordata, Aves, Charadriiformes, Charadriidae. Bases 1 to 1824 code for a protein of 607 amino acids. The record is from RefSeq and is a predicted model, not a curated record.